This is a messenger RNA of Schizosaccharomyces cryophilus OY26, 2413 nucleotides long. RefSeq names its product Vid24 family protein. Gene Ontology annotation, biological process: proteasome-mediated ubiquitin-dependent protein catabolic process; negative regulation of gluconeogenesis; protein targeting to vacuole. The transcript has a single exon. Gene Ontology annotation, cellular component: GID complex; extrinsic component of membrane. Lineage: Eukaryota; Fungi; Ascomycota; Schizosaccharomycetes; Schizosaccharomycetales; Schizosaccharomycetaceae. The record is from RefSeq and is a predicted model, not a curated record. Bases 616 to 2226 code for a protein of 536 amino acids.
ACCUAAACCAACUAGGCCCUCAUUUUUAUUUCACAAUUGUUGGCCAAUUUAUGGCUAGAGUGAGCUUUUUUUUAAUUUUUUUUACUGAAAAAUAAGAAAAAAAGCAUUUAAAUGGUCAGCAACUAGGCUACUGUCGCCCGCUUGUGAAAAUUUUGAUUUUGGCAAAAAAAGUAGAGUCUUACGGCAUUUUUGCUUCUGGUCUUGAAUUGGCGAUUACUGAGUACAAGGAAAAGAAUUCCUUUUAGUUUUUUUACAUUUGAAGGUCUCCUUUUCUGCAUUUGACAUUGGAAAGGUAUUUUGUUGUUGAAAAUAACAAUUUUGCUAGAAACCAGGAUCUUUCGGAAUUUGUGGUAUACUGAAUUAGCAACUGGACGUCCGUUUCUCAAAUCUCAAAUUGGAAAUAGUGGUAACGCUUCGUUGCUAAUAAUUCCCUUACGAAAGACCUAUCGUAUUCUUUUUCUUUUCUUUUUUUUGUAUCUUAGUUUUUUCUUCUCGUUUUCUAAUAUCAAGCACAUUUUGUGUCGAAAAAAUAAUUUAUUACACUAAUACCCAAAUUGUUUAUCUGUGUUUGCUGCUACCAUUGGAAGUCUUUAUUUUUCAUUUUGUUUUAGCUUCAUGCCACGCCCUCAAUCUGAUUUACCUCUUGAAAAUGAUCCUUCCCUAACACAUGAGCCAAGUUUCUAUGACUCCACUCCAAAUUGGUAUAAUUCGGCAGCUUUUCCAAACUCGCAGCCCUUCCAUCGAGGUCAUCCUUCCUUCAGCCGAAGAAGUCGACUAAAUUCCAGCGAUUCUACACCAUCAACGUCAAUGUUGAAUAGUCGAUCUCCUUCUCGGGAUGCAUCGAAUCAUCAGUCUUUACCACGGCUUGAUGGAGCUUCAUCCAAUUUUCCACCGUUUUCUCAGUCGAGUCAUCGCCAAUCUCGAAGGUCAGUUGGUCUCUCUCGUAGUAACGCAACUCGAAUUUCAAGAAGGAAUCUUCCUGAAUGGAUUGAAAUGCUUACGGACAUGAAUUUCGACGAAACAUUCCCUUUGCCUGCUCUUUUUUCUUCACAUACGGAAAGACUAGUUGAUCGUGUCUUACGAUUGAAUCGAUAUUUACAAGCCAACGAUCAUCGGGAUGCCGGUUUAGGUUUGUCAUCUAUAUCCCCAAGGGAUCAAAGGGCUGAGCCGGUAGCUUUAAGACCAGCAUUUCCAAUUUCACCAUCACCUCCUAUUUCCUCUGAACGUAAUGAACCAUCACAGUCUUUCUUUUCAUUCGAUAAUAACUCACAUCCUAUUUCUCCUCAUCACUCAUUUUCUCUUGUUAAUAAUCAACAUACGGACGGACGCCGGUCCGAACAUAAUUCUCUGAGCAGUGACGGUAGUUCGUCGUCAACGGAAACAAGUUCUCAAAAUCAUCCUCUGGAAAAUCUUCGAAAUUCGUUGCAUAAUUCUGCGUUAUCGUAUUUAAACAGCUUGGCAAGCCGCGAGUUAAGUGGAAGCGGGCGCUCCUCACGGUCUAGUUCUAGGCCUAGUAAUGUAAGAAAAAACUCUCUGAUCUCUCUGUUUUCCCGACAUAAACGGCUGUGUCGUCAACAUAAAACUCGACAGGCAAAAAAACGAGUCAGGUUUCUUUCCCCUUCUUGGUGGCUUCGCAGCGGUUCGCUUUUUCAAGGCUCUCAAUUCGAAGGAUGUCACUCCAUAAGUGGACUAUCCUCGAAUGUUAAUUUGAAAGAUCGUUGGAUUGUCGAUGUUUCUAUUCAUUUGGUAGAUUAUAAACGCUUGCAACUUGAAGGUCAAUUAGACGCUUAUCCACACAAUCCGGACAGUCGCUCGUCUGCAAUUUCUACAGCCUGGAGUGGUGAAAUACUUGACUUUUCAGAAAGUAAGAAUUUUGCUACGGAAAAAUGGAGCGCCCCCUUGGAGGUUGAUGUUUGUUUUUGGCGCAAACUAUCGCCCUUUCAAAGCAUGGAUUCGGAUACAUUUUUCGAUACCAUCACUGAUGGUAAGAAACUCUCCAGAGUCUGUCGUGAGUACAUUUUUAUGAGAUGGAAGGACAUAGUAUACCUGGGAAACCAAAUUGAUCGCUCUAACCACAAAAUUUCUGGGUUCUACUUUUGUUGUUUGUCGAGAACAACUGGUGAUGUCCAAGGAUAUUAUUAUGACCCACAUAAUACUGCAUGCUCACAGCCGCUCAAUUUGUAUCCAAAACAUUGCAGUUUUUCUCCCUCCUGCAGUUUUCUUUGAGUGUUUUAUGAGUUUACUUGAAGCUUUAAAUUAUUCAUGGCUUCUCAUUAUAAAGUUGAAAUAAAAAAGAAAGAAACAACUAGAUUUUCUUUUUGGUUUAAUUCUGUAUUACUAGAUAAAUAUUAAUUGUAAUGUUGCUAAUUGUUAUGCACAAUAUAUUGCAAAUGAUGUUUUUAUUGCACACCGU